AUGGCGGGCAGUGCCCCCAAGUACCGUCAUCUCAGCCGGAAAUCGUCCCACCGACAGGCAUUGCUGCGGAAUCUUGUGACUUCGCUGUUCAAGCAUGAGUCGAUCACGACGACGUGGCCCAAGGCCAAGGAGGCACAACGACUAGCUGAAAAACUCAUUACGCUGGGGAAGAAGAACACAGAGGCCGCUAGGAAGAAGGCACUGCAAACAUUUUAUCUACUAACACACUACCUCCUCUCCUGCCAGAACCCUCACGAGCUCAUCCCCAAGCUCUUUGGGCCUCUCCGGGAGCGCUACGCCAACCGCCCCGGUGGAUACACGCGGGUCCUCCGCGUCGAGCCCAAGAAGGACGACCAGGCUCCCAGUGCGAUUCUGGAACUCGUUGACGGGCCCAAGGAUAUGCGGUUCGCGAUGACGGCGAAGACGAUAGCACGGCAACGAAUGCAGGGCAUCCAAACCCUCAACGAGCUGACGGCCUUGAACGUUCGCAAGGUCACGCAGUUCCGGAAGGACGGCGUCGAGGAGCUCGAGAAGAUGAUCAAGAAAUUCGAAAUGAGAGAGAAGAGGAAGAUGUCCGAAAAAGAACAAAAAGAAGAAGAGGGAGAAGAAGAAUAG
Messenger RNA from Rasamsonia emersonii CBS 393.64, 615 nucleotides. RefSeq names its product 50S ribosomal protein L17. NCBI's taxonomy places the organism in Eukaryota, Fungi, Ascomycota, Eurotiomycetes, Eurotiales, Trichocomaceae. The record is from RefSeq and is a predicted model, not a curated record. Gene Ontology annotation, cellular component: mitochondrial large ribosomal subunit; ribosome. Gene Ontology annotation, molecular function: structural constituent of ribosome. The transcript is spliced from 2 exons. Gene Ontology annotation, biological process: translation. Bases 1 to 615 code for a protein of 204 amino acids.